AUGCAUCAUUUCCAAUCUACGCUUGCAUUUGUAAGACGUUGCAGAAAAAUGGCCACUGGUUCUUGGGAAGAAUUCUUUGCUGUUCACUUACCUCCCACUGACUUUGAAGAUAAUCGCUCACUGCUCAAGGAGUUCUGUAAGAGACAUGACCAGUAUGGAAAUAAAAUAGUUUUAGUUACUUCCGGAGGCACAACAGUCCCACUGGAGCAUAAUACAGUACGCUUUGUAGAUAACUUUAGUGCUGGCACUAGGGGGUCUGCAUCUGCUGAAUAUUUCCUAGAACAUGGUUAUGCAGUAAUUUUUAUGCAUCGGCAAAAAUCGUUAGAACCCUUUACAAGACAUUUCAGUGGGCAAAAACUCUUAGACAUGUUGGAUUUACAAGAACAUGGACCAAAUACUACUAUUACAGUAAAACCAGACAGCGUAUUCGCACUCGCGCCAGUACUCGCCCGCUACCAAGCCGCACAUGCGGCCGGAGCCUUACUUCACGUAUCAUUCACUAGUGUGUCGGACUAUCUAUGGUUGUUGAGGGCGGCUUGUGAAUGUUUGGCCCACACCGGCGCUAGGGCAUUGCUGUACCUGGCAGCGGCCGUGUCGGACUUCUAUGUACCGAAAGAUAGAGUUCCUACCCACAAAAUGCAGUCAGCAAGUGGACCUCCAGUAAUACAAUUAUACUUAGUGCCAAAAAUGUUGGCUCCACUGGUCAACCUCUGGGUGCCGGAAGCCUACGUGGUCUCCUUCAAGUUAGAGACUGAUGAGAAUCUGCUCAUUCCCAAAGCUCGUGCUGCGUUAGAAAAAUAUAAACAUAAGAUGGUAGUAGCGAAUUUGUUGCAAACACGUCAUCAAAGGGUUAUUCUGGUGACUCCUGAAGCGAACCAAGAAAUAGUUCUCACUAGAGAAGAAGUGCAUGCAGGCGUGGAUAUAGAGUGUAUGAUAGUGGCAGAGAUAGUGCGCCUCCACUCGGAGCACAUGACGGGCGUGGCGCCUCGC
Molecule: messenger RNA, 990 nt
Organism: Brenthis ino (lesser marbled fritillary)
Lineage: Eukaryota; Metazoa; Arthropoda; Insecta; Lepidoptera; Nymphalidae
Source: the annotation of a GenBank genome assembly